Messenger RNA from Nicrophorus vespilloides, 2155 nucleotides. RefSeq names its product lysophosphatidylcholine acyltransferase. The record is from RefSeq and is a predicted model, not a curated record. Gene Ontology annotation, molecular function: calcium ion binding. The coding region runs from base 467 to 1975 and encodes 502 amino acids. The transcript has 9 exons. Lineage: Eukaryota; Metazoa; Arthropoda; Insecta; Coleoptera; Silphidae.
AAUUGGAAAUCGUGAGCGUAAGUUAAGGGAAAAACUCUGGAUGGGAAUUUCGAAUGAGUCAUAUCAGUAAGGUGCUGCCAUAUGGGCAUGCCCGUCUCUCCUAUCGAUUCUCCUGGAUCCUAUGAUGCCGACAACAAUGCGCCCCCCGGCGCCGCCGCCCUCACCGUAGCCGCCUCCUCCUUCUCCUCCUCCUCAUGCGACGCGCUGCCUUUUUUUAACUCCCUUUUAGCGUGAAUUUCUCACUCUCCUCCACCGCCAAAAAUAAAAGUUCCUCGUCCGUUUCCGCGAGACCUACUUUUGCGAUUGCGCCGCCUCGCGCAACAUAAACAGAUUACAUUUCCAAUUGAAAGCUUCGCGAGCACGCAACUUCGCGGAAGCCACAAAGUUACCACCAAGAAGAUGAUGUGCUUCUCCUUCGACUCGUGCUGAAUCAUUUUUUUGGAUAACCGGUGUUCAUCUCUCAACGAUGGAAGCUAAACUGGCCGCAGGCAUAGCUGCCACCGAGGACAGUCUUCUCCUCAACCCGUUCGUCCACCAUUUGGAGCUGGAGACCACCUCGGAGAAGAUCAAAACUGCAUUCCUGACGAUCGUAUUGCUCCCAAUUAGAGUGUGUCUAAUAUGCAUCUUAUUGAUUGUUGGAUGGAUGUUGGCGUGUCUAGGACUUUGGGGUCUCACAGAGCAGGAUCUUCAAAAACGACCGGUGACAGGAUGGAGGAGGACGUUAACAAAAUGGUUGUGCAUUCUGGGGAAGACCACUUACAGGGCUGGUGGGAUGCACGUAGUUUUCAAAGGAAAACAGGCGUCCCGCGAGGAAGCCCCGAUUUUGGUCAUAGCUCCGCACUCUACCUUCUUAGACGGCGGCAUAGUCUACUAUACGGGAUUCCCUUCGAUUAUCGUGAGGCGAGAAAGCGGCGACAAUCCAUACAUAGGAAAGUUGAUCAACUUUACGCAACCAGUUUACGUAUGGCGCGACGAUCCCGAUUCCCGUCAGAAUACCAUCAAGGAGAUCAUAAGUCGCGCCACUUCCAAAGAGGACUGGCCGCAGAUCUUGAUCUUCCCGGAAGGAACGUGCACCAAUCGAUCCUGCCUGAUUACCUUCAAACCGGGAGCUUUUUAUCCUGGAGUACCAAUUCAGCCGGUCUGCAUAAGAUAUCCCAACAAAUUGGAUACAGUUACCUGGACCUGGGAAGGACCUAGCGCCUUAAAACUUUUAUGGCUUACUCUGACACAAGUGUACAGUUACUGCGAAAUCGAAUUCCUCCCAGUCUAUACGCCCAGCGAAGAGGAAAAACGAGACCCAAAACUUUUCGCCAGCAACGUUCGAGCAGUUAUGGCAAAGGCUUUAGGAGUACCUGUUAUGGACUACACCUAUGACGAUUGCAAAUUGAUGACAAGGGCGAAAGAAAUGAAUCUCCCUAACGCAAAUGUGAUCGUUGAAGUGCAGAAACUGCGAACGCGCUUAGGGCUUGAUCAGACGAAAAUCGAGGAAUGUUUUAUAGAGAAUCUGAGUUGUCAAGAUUGCAGCCAAAUUUCGUACGUGGAAUUUUCUUCUUAUCUCAAUGUUGCGGCGAAUGAUGGUAACGCGCAACGCAUCUUCAAUCUAUACGAGAAGAACAAAAGCGGCUCGAUUGAUUUCCGGGAAUACGUUCUAGGUGUCGUCGGAGUGACGGAGAAUAGGAAAACUCUAGAGAUUCUCCGGCUAGCUUUCAAGAUUUACGAUAGCAGCGGUAAAGGAAGGCUAUCUGAAAAUGAUUUUGUUCCAGUAUUAGUACACACUUUGUCGAUGAGCAUUUACGAAUCAAGGGAAAUUUUUCAACGCAUCGACUCUACCUGCCAAGGUUACGUCACCUUUGACGGUUUCCUGCGUUAUGCAGAGAAGAAGGCUGAAUUCGCAGGACUGUUUAGUCUAAGCAAAGAGGAACUUAGGGAACGAAAUAAUAGUAUUGUUGAUAAUAACAAAGUAAAAUCGCAUUGAUUAAUGAGAAGCAUCGCAUUAUGCGACUCGUGUGUAAAUAAAAUUAUAUUUUGAGACCUUCGGCCUCGUAGAAGAGGACACUAUGUACGUACCCUAUACUACCCCGAAAUUCCAUUAAACAAAGUGAAAAAUGUAUUAUUUAUAUUUAUUGCCUACAUUUACUGUUAUUAACAUUUUACU